ACGCUCGCUCGCUCGCUCCCUCCCUCCCUCCACGGCGGAAGCUCGCCCCGUGCCACUUUAGAGCUGAUUUGGCGCGCACGUCGGGGCGGCCGACCGCCGGCACCACCAUGAUGCCACAGCGGCACCUCCGCAAUUUGGCGCCGGACGAGGAAGCGGAAGACGAGGGGGAAGCCGAGGAGAUGCCGGCCACGGAGAAGGACCUGGCCGAAGACGCUCCCUGGAAGAAGAUCCAGCAGAACACGUUCACCAGGUGGUGCAACGAGCAUCUCAAGUGCGUCCACAAGCGCAUGUUGGACCUGCAGAAGGACCUGGCGGAUGGCCUGAAGCUCAUUGCGCUACUGGAGGUCCUGAGCCAAAAGAACAUGUACCGCAAGUACCACGCCAGGCCCAAUUUCCGCCAGAUGAAGCUGGAGAACGUGUCGGUAGCGCUGGAGUUCCUGGAGCGACAACACAUCCGCCUGGUGUCCAUCGACUCCAAAGCCAUCGUGGACGGGAAUCUGAAGCUGAUCCUAGGUCUGAUCUGGACCCUAAUCCUGCACUACUCCAUCUCCAUGCCCAUGUGGGAGGAUGAGGACGACGAGGACGCCAGGAAGCUGACACCCAAGCAACGUCUUCUGGGCUGGAUCCAGAAUAAGGUGCCCCAGGUGCCUAUCACCAACUUUCACCGCGACUGGAGGGAUGGCAAGGCCCUGGGAGCUCUGGUGGACAACUGUGCCCCAGGCCUCUGCCCAGACUGGGAAACCUGGGAUCCAAGUCAGCCGGUGCAGAACGCCAGAGAGGCCAUGCAACAGGCGGACGACUGGUUGGGCGUACCUCAGGUCAUCGCGCCAGAGGAAAUCGUGGACCCCGACGUGGACGAGCACUCGGUGAUGACCUACCUGUCGCAGUUUCCCAAAGCCAAACUGAAGCCAGGUGCCCCCUUGAGGGCAAAAACUCUGCAUCCCAAGAGGGCAAAAGCCUAUGGGCCAGGCAUCGAACCUCACGGGAACGUGGUUCUCAAACCGGCAGAGUUUCUGGUGGAAACGGUGGAGGCUGGGCUGGGCGAGGUUUUGGUUUACGUGGAGGAUUCGGAAGGGCACACAGAGGAGGCCCGAGUGAUCCCAAACAACGACAAGAAGCGAACCUACUCAGUCGUCUACUUGCCCAAAGUGGAGGGUCUCCAUCAAGUAAAGGUUCUGUUUGCGGGCCAGGACAUUGACCGGAGCCCCUUCACGGUCCACGUCUCCAAAGCCAUGGGGGACCCGAGCCGAGUGCAGGCCCGCGGCCCGGGGCUGCAGCACCUGGGCAACGUGGCCACCAAGCCUACCUACUUUGACAUCUACAUAGCAGGCGCCGGCGCUGGUGACGUGGGCGUGACCGUCGUGGACUCAAAUGGUCGCAGGGACACGGUGGAAGUGGUUCUGGAGAACAAAGGCGACAGCAUCUUCCGAUGCACCUAUGUACCCGUUCUGGAGGGAGCGCACAGCCUUUAUGUCACUUUUGCCGGACAGCAGAUUCCCAGGAGCCCCUUCUCCGUCCUUAUUGGCCAAGUUCCACGGAGCGUGUCGUCGCCGCCGCCUCCGCCGGUGCCUGCAGGCUCUCCGGUUCAGAUUGUACCUCAGUCAGUAUGCACCCCCCCGAGGAGAGCCCCACCGCCAACGCCACCAAAACCCAGGCGAACAACCUGCAACCCCAACGCCUGCAGGGCGUCUGGCCGCGGUCUGCAGCCCAAAGGUCUGAGGGUGAAGGAAGUUGCUGACUUCAAAGUGGACACCCGAGGCGCUGGAAGCGGCGAGCUCCGAGUAGCGGUGAAAGGACCGAAGGGACUGGAGGAGCCAGUGAAGGUGGUGGAGGUGGACGGCGGCCGCUUCGAGUGUAACUACUACCCGAUUGCGACAGGAAGUUACAGCGUCACCAUCGCUUGGGGGGGUCACAGCAUCCCGCGCAGUCCCUUUGAAGUCUACGUGAGCGAGGAGGCGGGCCCUCAGAAGGUGCGGGCCUGGGGUCCUGGUCUGGAGACGGGUAUGGUGGGAAAGAGCGCCGACUUUGUGGUGGAGGCCAUCGGGACAGAGGUGGGAACACUAGGCUUCUCCAUCGAGGGUCCGUCUCAAGCCAAGAUCGAGUGCGACGACAAAGGGGACGGCUCCUGCGACGUCAGGUACUGGCCCACCGAGCCUGGCGACUACGCCGUCCAUGUCAUUUGUGACGACGAGGACGUGAAGGACAGCCCCUUCGUAGCGCACGUCCUGCCUGCCGCCGUGGACCUUCACCCAGAAAAGGUGAGGUGUUACGGGCCGGGCCUGGAACCCGUUGGCUGCAUCAUCGACAAAGCGGCGGAUUUCACCAUCGAUGUCGGAGGAGCCGGCAGAGGCCAGCUGAGGCUCUACGCUCAGGACGCUGAAGGUUGCCCUAUAGACGUUGAGAUCAGGGACAAUGGCGACGAGAGCUUCUUUUGCGUUUACGUCCCCGCCAAGCCCAUCAAGCACACCAUCGUCGUAACGUGGGCUGAGGUCAACGUUCCAAACAGUCCCUUCAGGGUGAGCAUCGGAGAGGGCAGCCAUCCGCACAAGGUGAAGGUUUUGGGUCCCGGCGUGGAGAGAAGCGGACUGAAGGCCACCGAGCCCACCUACUUCACCGUGGACUGCGGCGAGGCGGGACAAGGGGACGUCAGCAUCGGCAUCAAGUGCGCACCCGGUGCGGUCGGGCCCGCCGAGGCCGGCAUCGACUUCGACAUCAUCAAGAAUGACAACGACACGUUCACGGUCAAGUACACGCCGCCGGCCCCGGGCCACUACAGCGUCAUGGUGCUGUUUGCCGACCAGGAAAUUCCAAUCAGCCCCUUCAGGAUCAAAGUGGAUCCUUCUCACGAUGCUGCCAAAGUCAAAGCAGAAGGACCCGGACUCAACAAAUUGGGCGUCGAAGCGGGAAAGCCGACGCACUUCACCAUCUACGCCAAAGGAGCCGGCAAAGCUCAGCCCGAGGUCCACUUUGGAGGCGCCGAUAAAGUGCCGGACUUUGAGAUCAUCGACAACCACGACUACUCGUACACGGUCCGCUACACCGCCAACGAGCAGGGAAGUUUGGCCAUCACUGUCCUCCACGGGGGUGACGCCAUUCCCAAAAGUCCCUUUCACGUCCAAGUGGCUCCACCUCUGGAUCUCAGCAAGGUCCAAGUUCACGGCCUGGAGAACAAGGUGGAGGUCGGAAAAGAUCAGGAGUUCAGCAUCGGUACUUCGGGUGCCGGCGGCCAGGGCCGAGUGGACGUGAAGAUCGUUUCGCCGUCUCGCCGACCCGUUCCGUACAAGCUGGAGUCCGGUGCGGGCAACCACAUUCAUUCGGUCAGCUACACGCCGCCGGAAGAGGGGCUGUACACCGUGGAAAUCAGCUACGACGAGAACCCCGUCCCGGGAGGUCCCUUGUCGGUGGAGGGCAUCUUAGCCCCCGAUCCCUCCAAGGUGCGAGCCUACGGUCCAGGUCUGGAGGGAGGCGCGGUGGGCAAAGCGGCCCCCUUUGCCAUCGAUACAAAGGGAGCGGGCAGCGGCGGUUUAGGCCUGACGGUGGAGGGUCCCUGCGAGGCCAAGAUCGAAUGCCAGGACAACGGCGACGGCUCCUGCUCCGUGUCCUACUUGCCCACCGAGCCGGGCGAGUACAACAUCAACAUCCUGUUUGCCGAGCAGCACGUCCCGGGCUCCCCCUUCAAGGCCGCCGUCCGCUCGGCCUUCCAUCCGAGCAAGGUGACGGCCCGCGGGCCCGGUUUGGAGCGGGGGAAAGCCCACCAGGCCGGCUCCUUCCUGGUGGACUGCUCCCAAGCCGGAGAGGCGGAGCUCACCGUCGAGAUCGUUUCCGAGAAGGGCUCCAAAGCUGAAGUUCACGUGGAGAACAACCAGGACGGAACCUACUCCAUCACCUACAUCCCGCAGUCUCACGGUGUGCACACCCUCACCAUCAAGUACGGAGGACACCUGGUGCCAAAGUUUCCCGCACGUCUGCAGGUGGACGCGGCCCUUGACCUCAGUGGCGUCAAGGUUUACGGACCCGGCGUGGAAGCCAGGGGAGUCCUGAGAGAAGUCACCACACACUUCACGGUGGAUGUCCGAAGUAUAUACCAGAGCGCCGGCGGCCAUGUCAAAGCAUACAUUUCGAAUCCGUCGGGCGCCACCACAGACGCCUACGUGACGGACAAGGCCGAUGGCACGUACCGCGUGGACUACACGCCUUUCGAGGAUGGUUUGCACGUCAUCGAGGUGAUGUUGGACGACGAUCCCCUCCCCAAUAGUCCGUUCAGGGUGUCCGCGAGCGAGGGUUGCGAUCCCAGUCGAGUCCGAGCCUACGGGCCGGGCCUGGAAGAGGCUCUGGUGAACAAUCGCAACCCAUUUACUGUCGAGACCAGGGGUGCCGGCACCGGGGGUCUCGGCCUGGCCAUCGAGGGUCCGUCGGAGGCCAAGAUGUCCUGCAAGGACAACAAAGAUGGCAGCUGUAGCGUGGAGUACAUUCCCUUCACUUGUGGAGACUAUGACGUCAACAUCACCUUUGGGGGGCUUCCCGUUCCAGGAAGUCCAUUUCGAGUCCCGGCGCGAGAGGUGGUGGAUCCCACCAAAGUGCGCUGUUCCGGACCCGGGCUUGGAAGCGCCGUCCGUGCUCAUGUCUUUCAAACCUUUACUGUUGACAGCAGCAAGGCCGGCGCAGCCCCCUUGGAGGUCCAGAUCUUUGGGCCGACAGGUGCCACUGAGCCCGUCAGCGUUUUGGACAACGGUGACGGGACGCGCACGGUCAAUUACACCCCCAGCAGCGAUGGUGCGUACACUAUCUGCAUCAAAUACGCCCAGCAGGAGGUUCCUCAAAGUCCAUUCAAGAUCAAGACCCUGCCGGCUCACGAUGCCAGCAAGGUCCGUGCCAGCGGUCCCGGUCUGAAUUCAUCAGGCGUUCCCGCCAGUCUCCCAGUGGAGUUCACCAUCGACGCCAGAGAUGCCGGGGAGGGACUGCUGACGGUUCAGAUCCUGGGUCCUGACGGCUGCGAGCACCAGGCUGCCGUCUUUGUGCAGGACUGGCACACGCAUGUCUGGGAAUCUCUUAUAGCCAAGAGAACCAUCCCGUUCUCCAUUUUUAAGAGAGCCUGUGAUCCCGAGGCCAAGCCCAAGAAGGCCAACAUCAGGGACAACCGCGACGGGACCUACACGGUGUCCUACGUCCCGGACAUGGCGGGCCGCUACACCAUCACCAUCAAGUACGGCGGCGACGAGAUACCGUACUCGCCGUACCGCAUCCACGCUGCGCCCAGCGGCGAUGCCAGCAAGUGUCUGGUCACAGUGUCAAUCGGAGGACACGGACCAGGGUCCGGGGUGGGUCCCACCAUCCACAUCGGAGAGGAGACGGUGAUCACGGUGGAUGCGAAGGCUGCCGGGAAAGGCAAGGUCACCUGUAAGGUGUCCACACCGGACGGGGCAGAACUGGACGUGGACGUGGUGGAAAAUGCAGACGGCACAUUUGACAUUUACUACACGGCGCCCCAACCCGGGAAGUACGUCAUCACCAUCCGCUUUGGAGGAGAGCACAUUCCCAACAGUCCCUUCCACGUACUGGUGAGCUCAACAUCCUGCGGCAGGCGUGCUCGCUCGCUCGCUCGCUCACUUGCUCGCUCACUCGUUCGCUCGCGGCAUGACUGGCCGCUAAAGUGGCUCCAUUGUGCUCACCCACACCAACCAGAUGUCCACAGUUGUUUGACUCCGCCCCUCCAGGCGACCGACGACCCGACGAUCCCCGCCGACGGGACGGAGGCCGCCGCGCUCCGGCCCUUCUGCUUGGUCAUUCCCUUCACUGUCCAGACUGGAGAAAUCACAGGUGAAGUGCGAAUGGCGUCCGGUCGCACGGCCCGCCCGCACAUCGCAGACAACAAAGACGGCACCGUCACCGUCAAGUACUCGCCAACUGAGCGGGGCCUGCACGAGAUGGACAUCAAGUACAACGGCCAGCAUAUCCCAGGAAGUCCGCUUCAGUUCUUCGUGGAUGCCAUCAAUAGCGCUCACGUGACGGCGUACGGCCCCGGCUUGAGCCACGGCGUGGUCCACUCACCGGCGACCUUCACCAUCGCCACCAAGGACGCCGGAGAAGGCGGUUUGUCACUGGCAGUGGAAGGACCGUCCAAAGCCGAGAUCAGCUGCAAGGACAACAAAGACGGCACCUGCACCGUGUCCUACUUGCCCACGGUGCCCGGCGACUACGUCAUCAUUGUCAAGUUUGACGAGCAACACAUUGCCGGCAGCCCGUUCGGCGCCAAGAUCACCGGCGAUGACCCUCACGCCACGUCUCAGCUCAACGUCGGCACGGCCACAGACGUCUCCUUGAGGAUCAUGGAGACGGACCUGGCCAGUCUGACGGCGAGCAUUCGAGCACCGUCGGGAAGCCAAGAGGCGUGCCUGCUCAAGAGACUUCCCAACAGACACAUCGGCAUCUCCUUCACGCCAAAGGAAGUCGGCGAGCACGUGGUGAGCGUGAAGAAGGGCGGCACGCACGUGACCAACAGCCCCUUUAAGAUCACGGUGGCGCAGUCGGAGAUCGGCGAUGCCAGCAAGGUGAAAGUGUUGGGGGCGGGGCUGCUGGAGGGCCGCACCUCGGAGGUGGCCCACUUCAUCGUCGACACCAGGACUGCCGGUUACGGCGGUCUCGGUCUGUCCAUCGAGGGUCCCAGCAAGGUGGACAUCAACUGCAAGGACGUGGAGGACGGCACGUGUCGCGUCACUUACUGUCCCGGCGAGCCUGGCAACUACAUCAUCAACAUCAAGUUUGCCGACCAGCACGUCUCCGGAAGUCCCUUCACCGUCAAAGUGUUUGGCGAGGGCAGGAUGAAGGAGACCAUCACCAGGAAGCGGCAGGCACCCGCCAUCGCCACCGUGGGAGGCACAUGUGACCUCAACCUGAAGAUCCCAGGCAACUGGUUCCAGAUGGUUUCGGCGCAGGAGCGGGUGACGCGCACCUUCACGCGCAGCAGCCACACCUACACGCGCACCGAACGCACCGAGAUCAGCAAGACGCGUGGCGGCGAGACCAAGCGAGAAGUCCGCGUGGAGGAGAGCACGCAGGUCGGAGACCCCUUUCGGGACGUCUUUGGAGACUUCAUGGGGCGGGAGAGUCUGAGCGGCUUUGGCGGAAAGUCUCCACCGCACGACGGCGAGCACCAGGAGAUGGCGGCUCAGGUGACGAGUCCGGGCGGCAAGUGCGAAGAUGCCGAGAUCAUCCGCGGUGAGGACAGCACGUACAGCGUCCGCUUCGUACCGCAGGAGAUGGGCGCGCACGUCGUGGACGUCAAAUACCGUGGCCAACACGUUCCCGGGAGCCCCUUCCAGUUCACCGUGGGCCCCCUGGGAGAGGGCGGGGCCCACAAGGUGCGGGCGGGCGGCACGGGGCUGGAGCGAGCCGUGGCCGGCAUUCCGGCCGAGUUCAGCAUCUGGACCAGGGAGGCGGGAGCGGGCGGGCUCUCCAUUGCGGUGGAGGGGCCCAGCAAGGCCGAAAUUGCCUUUGAGGACCGCAAGGACGGUUCCUGCGGUGUCUCCUACGUGGUCCAGGAGCCAGGAGACUACGAGGUCUCCAUCAAGUUCAACGACGAGCAUGUCCCAGACUCCCCCUUCGCGGUCCCCGUGGCCAGCUUGUCAGACGGCGCCCGCCGCCUCACCAUCACCAGCCUUCAGGACUCCGGACUGAAGGUGAACCAAGAAGCCUCGUUUGCAGUGCGGCUGAACGGCGCUCGCGGCGUCAUUGACGCCAAAAUGAAUGCGCCCUCCGGAGCCACGCAGGAAUGUUUGAUCAGCCAGCUGGACGGCGGUAACAAGUCUGACCGUGCCUUCAGAGUUUUUAUCAGAUCCCAAAAAAUGAGCGUGUGUCUCUCUGCAGAUCAGUACGCCAUUACCUUCGUACCCAAAGAGAACGGCGUCCACUCCAUCGAGGUCCGCUUCGGUGGCAGCCACGUGCCGGGAAGCCCUUUCAAGAUUCGCGUGGGGGAGCCCGGUCAGACAGGAGACCCCAGCAAGGUGUCGGCUUCCGGGUCGGGCCUGGAAAGCGGGACCACGGGGGUGGCGUCAGAGUUCACGGUGAACACGUCGAACGCCGGCGGUGGAGCUCUGUCUGUGACCAUUGACGGACCCUCUAAAGUCCAGAUGAGCUGCCAGGAAUGUGCAGAAGGCUACCUGGUGUCCUACACCCCCAUGGCUCCCGGGAGCUACCUGAUCUCCAUCAAGUAUGCGGGAGCCAAGCACAUUGUCGGCAGUCCCUUCAAGGCCAAAGUCUCUGGCCCGAGCUUAUGCGGCGGUCCCGGUCUUCACGAGAGCUCGUCUGUUCUGGUGGAAACCGUCACCAAGUCGUCUGGAAUGGCCGGGGCCUUCGCUUCCCUGCCCAAAUUCUCCUCAGAUGCCAGCAAGGUGGUCUCCAAGGGGGCCGGCCUGUCCAAAGCCUUUGUGGGCCAAAAGAACUCCUUCAUGGUGGAUUGCAGCAAAGCAGGAAGCAACAUGUUAAUGGUGGGGGUCCACGGUCCCAGGGCCCCGUGCGAGGAGGUCUACGUGAAGCACGCAGGCCACAGGAUGUACAAUGUGACGUACACGGUGAAAGAAGCAGGAAACUACAUCCUCAUGGUCAAGUGGGGCGACGCCCACAUCCCCGGGAGUCCCUUUCACGUCACUGUACCAUGAAAGUUGCUCUUCUUUAGACAAACAGUUUGCUAGAGUUGUGAUAAAACUGUCUUUUUUUUUCUUUUUUUUUUCAUCAACUUUUGUUUUCUCCACAAAGGUCUUGACAGACAGACAGGAAGUAACAAAGAAAGUCUUAUUGUGGCUUUGUGAACACUAUGAUCGUUUGAUAAAUUUCAUAAAAAUAAUAAGUAUUGAUCAUAAUAAUAAAGGUUUGUACUUGUAAA
Messenger RNA from Syngnathus acus (greater pipefish), 8878 nucleotides. Its product is annotated as filamin-C-like. The record is from RefSeq and is a predicted model, not a curated record. Gene Ontology annotation, molecular function: actin filament binding. The transcript is spliced from 46 exons. Bases 108 to 8654 code for a protein of 2848 amino acids. NCBI's taxonomy places the organism in Eukaryota, Metazoa, Chordata, Actinopteri, Syngnathiformes, Syngnathidae. Gene Ontology annotation, biological process: actin cytoskeleton organization.